AAUUUUGACAGUUGUGGCGCUAGUGAGAGAAAAAUUGUAGUGGAUUUUAUUCAUGAGUACAAAUAAAAAUAAAAAGUGAAGGUUUCAAAAAACCCCAUUUUAAUUGUAAAUAGAUCGGUAUUCAUGAGAAAAUGAAUUUUAACAAUAUUGAAUAUGUCAAAUAACAGUGAUUCUGAUGAAUUCUAUGAUGCUGAGGAGGAUAUAUCUAAUCAAGCUAAUAAAAGCAAAAAAUCACGAACAUUAUCAAGAGAUUUGACUCAGCGAGCUAAUUCAGAACCUAAUGUCUUCCAAAAAUGUGAAUCAAUCAGAAAAGAAGUUGGAAAAUUGAACAGCAAUGAUGAAGAUGAAAUAUCUGGUGUACCUUCAGACUCACUUGGUUGUAAUAGAAAAAAAUUCAAGGAAUUGAGGCAAAAACUUCAAAAUGAUGAUGAUGAUCCUCAAACAGGUGAAGUAUCUCAAGCAGAUAGCCAAACUUCCUCCGUAGAGGGAGUUUCAGUGGGCUCUACUAAAAUUACGCAUCCAUUUAGAGUUAUUGAACAAGAUACUGUUAGCCUACAAAGUCAUAGCUCACUGGGAAGGUUGGGUAGGAUCCUUGGAAAUACAUCUGAUUCAGGAACUAUACCAGAAAAUGGACGGAAAGCUGUAUCAGUAUCUGCUUUAUCUUCAAGUUCCCUGGAUUCUGGUUCUACUCCAAGUUCAAAAGGCAUGUCUCAGUAUCCUAGUAUUUCCACUUUGACUUCAAUAAAACCCGCACAAAAUAUUGAAAUAACCACAAAACUUCAAGAACCUGAUGUGAUAGCAAGUACAAAGACAUCUACAGCAACAUCUUCCUCGUUAAUCAAGGCUCCUAUAGCUCCACCAAGGAGAAAGAAAAAGAAUAAAGAUGUUGGAUCUCUAAAUUUGACAAAAUCAGCUUCCACAACUACAUUCCAAACUACUUCCCAUCACCUAGCCAGUCCGGUAAGCACAGUGGAAUCCCUGACUAGAGAAUUUGAGCAUUCACUUCCUAAACAAUCUUCCCUUACAUCAACCAAGUCCGAAACAGAACAAGAUCCAGAACCCAAGAGCCUUAAAAAUUCUAAGACUUCAACCCUGAAAUCUAUUCAUUCCCUUGACAUAAAUCAGGCCCUGAAGGGGAAAUUUGUGGUAAAACCACAGGAUAAUGACAAUUAUAAGGCCAAAAAGAGUUCAAAGAUUGAUGUGGCAGAAAAGUCCAGCUGUAUAUCUCUUGCCGGGGAUUCUUCCAACAUUGUUGUUACCAGUACUAGGGGGUCUUCUAGUAGGAGUAGCGUGGGACAUUACAGUUUAGGCCCACACAGGGGAAUAAAUAAACCUUCAACUUCAAAUUCCAAAGAGAGAAGAAAAUCGGCUGGUGACGAGAACAUGAUGGCGAUGAAGGUUAGAACUCACACUGAUUCUGGGAAGCAAUUAUCAGAUCUGGAGAUAUUGGAACAGGUUACCGUCUUGAAUCUGGAUACUGGAGAGAGAGUUCCUUUGAGUGUUGCCGAGGAUAAACUUCCUCAAUGCAUCAAUCCGCUGUCUUUGCACAUAAUGAGGUUAACUUCAGAAUAUGUUAGCAGUUCAAGCAUGGAUAAGAUCAAGGAAUCGGAUGAAGAGAGUGUGGACUUGAAGAAAUCUGAGAUCCCAGUGGUGGAUGCAGAGAAUGCCGAAGGGGGUAGGGUGCGUAGAAAAACCGCUAAACUGAAAAGAUUCUUGGACUCCACAGUCAGGAAGACCAUGCAUAAAGCUAAAAGCAUCGCACAAGAAGUUUCUCAUGCUCGACAUAAAGAAGAUACAAUAGAUAUAAUCGACAAUGUUCACCCUGGGGAGCAGAACAUCAAACUUAAGACUUCCAAUUCACACAAAGGACCUUAUGAAUUUGAGAAGGUGGAACAUGUUCAAGAAAUCAACGAUGAACAUGAAGGUCCAAUAUGGUGCAUGAAAUUUUCUUGCUGUGGUAAACUAUUAGCUACCGCUGGUCAAGACAAAGUCCUUAGGAUAUGGAUUGUGAGAGAUUCAUUUCAGUUCUUCCAGGAGAUGAGAACGAAAUAUAAUGCAGAAAAAGUAUCUCCUACACCUUCGCAAGAAUCUCUGGUGUCCCAUCAUUCCAACGAAGCUAGCACCAGUCUUCCGAAUAUGGAAACCAUGAACAACAAAGAAAACUCAAAACUAGUCUUCAUGCCUAAACCUUUCUGUACGUAUUCCGGCCACACUUCUGACCUUUUGGACGUAUCAUGGUCCAAAAACUACUUCAUUCUGUCUUCUUCAAUGGAUAAAACUGUCAGACUGUGGCAUAUAUCGCGAAAGGAAUGCCUUUGUUGCUUCCAACAUAUAGAUUUUGUAACCGCUAUAGUCUUCCACCCACGAGACGACAGGUACUUCUUGAGCGGUUCAUUGGACGGAAAGUUGAGGUUAUGGAACAUUCCUGAUAAAAAGGUGGCUGUUUGGAAUGAGGUGGAAGGAACAACCAAACUCAUAACCGCUGCAAAUUUUUGCCAGAACGGUAUGUUUGCUGUUGUAGGCACCUAUGAUGGUAGAUGCAUCUUCUACAAUACUGAUCAGCUCAAGUAUCACACUCAAAUUCAUGUGAGGUCUUCCAGAGGUAGAAAUGCAGUUGGUAGGAAAAUAAGCGGGAUCGAACCCAUGCCUGGACAAGAUAAAAUAUUGAUAACCUCCAACGAUAGUCGGAUAAGGUUAUAUGACUUGAUUGACCUCAAUGUUAGCUGCAAGUACAAGGGUUAUGUGAAUAUGAGCAGUCAGAUCAAAGCAAGUUUCAGUCACGAUGGGAAAUAUGUAGUGAGCGGUUCAGAAAAUAGGGAUGUGCAUAUUUGGAAAACAAGUCAUGAUUAUGCCAAGUUUUCUUCCGUUAGAAGGGAUCGUAACGAUUUUUGGGAAGCUAUAAAGGCGCACAACAACACCGUCACAUGCGCUAUUUUCGCUCCGAACCCAGAGAGCAUAAUCAAAAUGGUUGAGGAAGCUUCUAGAUCAGAAACGGUGGAAGAUGAAGAUAAUAAGGUGGAGGAUCCUAUAGUAGAACAACAUACAAAAGGUUGUGGUGGUUACGUCUUGGUGUCUGCAGAUUUUAAUGGAUGCAUCAAAGUAUUCAUAAACAAAAUGAAACCAAAACAUAGUUCAUUACCAGUUUCUGCUAUGUCUUAAUUAGUUUAUUAAUGAAUUUUUAAAAAAGAUAUAUAUUGAAUAAUUACUUACCAUUCUUAAUUAUUUUCAGUCUAAUUUUAUAUAAUUUAAUCAAAUACAUAUGUAGAAAGUGAUUGUAUUUAUUGUAAAUUGGUUGUAUAUAAAAUUUUAAAAAUAAA
Molecule: messenger RNA, 3317 nt
Organism: Harmonia axyridis
Lineage: Eukaryota; Metazoa; Arthropoda; Insecta; Coleoptera; Coccinellidae
Product: WD repeat-containing protein 44
Exons: 12
Coding region: 154-3159 (1001 amino acids)
Molecular function (GO): protein binding
Source: RefSeq, a predicted model, not a curated record